This is a messenger RNA of Priapulus caudatus, 3138 nucleotides long. RefSeq names its product galactosylceramide sulfotransferase-like. The transcript has 3 exons. The record is from RefSeq and is a predicted model, not a curated record. Gene Ontology annotation, biological process: glycolipid biosynthetic process. Gene Ontology annotation, cellular component: membrane. Bases 170 to 1396 code for a protein of 408 amino acids. Gene Ontology annotation, molecular function: galactosylceramide sulfotransferase activity. NCBI's taxonomy places the organism in Eukaryota, Metazoa, Priapulida, Priapulimorpha, Priapulimorphida, Priapulidae.
AUUUGUGUGCUACAACAUGAUGGUCUCUUGACACACAUUCACCAGUUCGCCCGAUCGGCAGUAAUGAAUUGUAAUGCAGGUUCUAAUGCAGUUUCUAGAACCAGCUAGUCUUGUUCAAAUUCAACUGUAGAACAAAAACUGAAAAUCUAAGCGAAAGAUCUGCCGCUGCAUGAUUUCAUAUAACAGAUACACAAGUAAGACGUCGACAUCAAGUGCCACCAUGCCUCGAGGGAUCACACGCACUAGCUUAACAACCUUGGUUUUGCUAGCAUGUGUGUUGACUAUUUGCUAUAUGGCGGGAGCCUCUUUGAGAGAAGUUGGGUCUGUGUCGUUGAGUUUUCUGUCGCGGCCGUCGCUCGCGUUAGCAAGACUGUUCGCUGCGAAUGCGACGAAGAGCGACUCUAGAGAGGCGGAGAGAAACUGUAAGCCGGUGAACGACGUGUUCUUCCUGAAGACGCACAAGUGCGCGAGCAGCAGUCUGCAGAACCUCUUCAUGCGCUACGGUAAAAACCGCAACCUGACGUUUGUGCUUCCCUCCUACGGCAACUACCUCGGCUCUCCGGCGCGGUUUAGCUCGCGCAUGAUGAUGCAGCAUCCAAGCGGCGUCUACAACAUCUUCUGCCACCACUCGCGCUACAGCGAGACGCAGGUGCGCGCCGUCAUGCCCUACGCGACGUUCGUGUCGAUCCUGCGGCGGCCGGCAGAGCUGCUCGAGUCCCUCUACUCGUUCUCGAAGCUCACAAAACUCUACGGCGUCGACUUUGACAUGUUCAUACGUCGGCCGGACGCGUACUUUGCGCGACACAAGCCCGGCCACCCACCCGCGAUGAACACGAUGCUGUUUGACUUCGGUCUCGACACCAUCGACAGUCUCAAUCGGGCGAAGGUCGACGCGAAGAUCGCGACGAUCGCAAAGCAGUUUUCGCUGAUCAUGAUCGCUGAGCGCUUUGACGAGUCGCUCGUGCUGCUGCGUGACGAGCUCUGCUGGUCGUGGGACGACGUCGUAGUCUUCAAGCAGAACGCGCGCAUCCGCAAGACGCGGCUAACGGAGGAGCAGCUGGCGCUCGUCGAUGCGUGGAGCGCGGGCGAUGCGGCGCUUUACCAGCACUUCUACCCCGUGUUUGAGGACAAGGUGAGGCGGUACGGCGCCGCGCGCAUGCAACGGGAUCUCGCCGCGCUGCACGAGCAUACGCAGCGCAUGUACGACCACUGUGUCGACCAUCUGGUGACACAGAAGGAGAUACACGAUCCCAAACUGAAGUCAUGGUCGGCAGACGUCUUCAACUUCCGUCUGAAGAGCAACGACAGUGCCUGCAUUGAUCUCGCAAAAGCUGAACUGCCUUUCACCACCGAGCUCAAGCGGAGGCUGUGGCCCAACAAGAAAUUUGUAGUGUGAUGUAAGUAAUGUUGCUGCAUUGCUACUGAGAGAACAGUUUGUGAUUUUCCUCCACAGAUAUUUGUUCCUAUUGGAACACUAUCUGAUGCAUAUUACAAUACAUGUAUGUGCAGGGAAGGAGGAGAUUUUUGGAUGCCUUGAUUUUUGGAUGCUUGGUGUCUAGUGGUUUGGUUUGAGGAUAUUGUUGACUUCGUUUGCUACUCACAUUGCAUGUGUAGGUUGAAGUGUGCAAGUAUAAAAUGUGUUUUUGUGGAUAAUCAUGUUUGUUGUGUUUGCGGCAGACGAGUAAUAACACCUCGAUGUAUGAGCAUUUGAGAUACAAAGCUUCAACAAUGUGAACAACCAUGUUUGCAUUUUCAGUUAAAUUUCUUGGACCACUGCCAUCAUGUAUGCCAUACAAUAGAUGACGUUUUUCGUUUGCAGCUAUGUUUGUUUUGUGUUGCUACCGAGAGAACCUUGCCUAUUUGGCAAACACUACUAGCCAAGGUCAAAAGUUGUUUGGAAAAGAACAAAAGCACACAGCAAUCAUGCUUGAUCUCGGAUAAGCCAAUAGGCAAUAUAUAACAUUAGUGGAUUAUUGUUGUUUUUUACCUUCUGCAGUUUUUUAGUGCUUUGUUGUCUGCAUUUGGUCAUUUAUAGUCUUUAAUUUAUUGGUUGUUUGCUAGUGUUUCAGCUUGGCACCAGUUGUAAAGGUGUUUUUAACUACAUAGAGGGUUUUCUACACAUCUAGAACUUAGAAGUAAGAUAUGUUUAUAAUGUUGACAGACUCUUUCAGAAAUACAGUGAGAAGAGAGGUACUGUGUGUAGUAUUGGGGUUCUAUGUGUACCAGUGUUAUAGCCGGUUCGUGAGACACGUCGGGAGGUGCCCGACUGUGUGUAGGCACCGCACGUGAUCGUAUAGGUGUUCUAAACCUUGCGUUGUGUUAUAUUGUUCUUAACCUGUUAACCCGUUGUUUCGUUUCGUGUUUGCGUUUCCGCUUGAAGGAAUGUCAGCUUCUCUUUGUCUCUCGUGCGACGUAAGGCGAGUAACGAAUAACUUCACAGUAGACAGGCAUGUCAGUUGGCUGCUGGCUGCGUAUUUAUUGCAAAAAUGUUAUUUAUUGUGAUACGAGCCUCCAAUUUUGUGUGUGAAAUAACCUGCUCAAUCCGUGUAAACUUACAAAUUACAUAUAUGAGCGAGUUGUCAUUUGUCUAGUUGUGGUCAUAAUUUACUAAUUACGUAUUGACGAAUUUACGUAACCCGAGUUGUCGUACGUGGGGUAUUAGUAUUACUGUGUGAAUAUACUGUGUGCAUAAACAUACACUUUAUUUACACAAGCUUAUCCAAGUUACAGGAUCAACAGAAUUGUAUCAAUCCAGCUGAUCCAGUCAUCAAUUUUUUAUACUAUCUAUAGCUGUUUACAUCUUUUAAACUGAAUUAGAUUUAAUGCGUGAUGAAAUUUCCCCUAAAAUACCAGCAGGGUAGAUAAUUACAAUAUGUCAUUAUCUACCCCUGAUACCAAUAAAUUCACAUUAACCCAAAUGUAAAGGAUGGACCCAAAUUACAUGUAUUUAUUUAUCUCCUAAUAAUAGUAAAGGGAUUGAUGGUUUGGUCGUCUUCCAUCGUAAAUAACCUAUAGCUUAUAACUUAUAACAAAGGCACGCUGUGAUAGCUGGUGCACGUGAAGAGUAUAUAUAGGAUAUAUAUUAUUUAUGUGUAUGUGCAUGUGAAUGUGUUAUUAUCAGUAAGCAUAUUUGUGUAU